AUGAGUAAUAUUCGCGACGCAGUGCGGCGCAAGAGUGUGGGGUUGAGCUUUACCACCAACUUUAGCAUCUUCAGCCGCAGCACCAGCUCCACAGGCGAGGACGAUCGAUCGGAACACGAAGGCGAUGACGAUAUUGACGAAUCGGAAAACAGCCAACAUGACCGCUUACGACAAAAUUCAACGCCGCGCGACGAUGAUGCAGACAGCAGUCCAUCGUCUACGGUGAUAUCUCGCAACUCGUACGUAGAGCCACCAGAACCACCUCUGCCGCCUCCUGGUGGUUUGCUUGAAGCAGCCACCAAAAAUGUGCAGGGAAAGAUGCAGACUCUCAUGGAAACACUUCACGAAGUUACUACGUCUCACGACGAUGAAACGAUCCAGUGCAGUGUUUUUCAGUCAAGAACGGCCUUAUUUUCCGAUCGACUUGCAGUAUUCAUUGGUGAUAGUGAUGGAAGUCCUGCCGGUAUUUGGAGUGCACGACUUUGUGUUCGGUCGGGAUCCGAGGGUGGUGGAAUUUUUAAAGGUAGUUUGGGGUCGAUGCUACCUUAUGUUAUGAAGGCGAAGGAAGACAAGUUAGGCAUCAUUCUGUUUGACGACAUUUUUAAGGAUUUGAAUCGGUCCGGAGAAAUUGAUAUGAGGGGCGCAGUACAGCGAUUUAUGACGGGUUGGCGCAAUCAUGUACUGACUUCUCGAGCUACCCAUGUGUUUAUCGUGGCAUAUCGGGAUGGUGGAAAUCUUUUACUUGAAGCUUUGCGGUCACACAUGAAAGAAAUGCAGCGUCACAUUAGUGGGGUCGUCUUUUUGCAGUCAACGCACCACAUUUCGUCAGAUGAUUCGUACACAUUGCGAAAAAUGGUUGCACAAUGGUGCCUGGCCUACUUAUCCUCACCAGAAGGUGUGCAGGCGCUGAAGCGCAUGAAGUCAAGAGAGACACCUUUAGGCUGUGUUGUUUUGUCAGGAGGCCGAGCGGAUUCGGAUGUGGAUUUGCUCCAGACGGUUGUUGCUUCGGUUUUCGCAAGCUUUAAAGCAAGAUGGUCAGGAUUUCGUGUAAAAAAUGUAAACAGCGGCAUGGAAAAGGCCUGCUACUUGUGCAAAGGUGUAUUCAAUAUGCGUCGUUGGCGCCGUCAUUGUCGAACGUGUCAAAACCCGUGCUGUGAAAAGUGCUCGACGGUCGAAAACACGCGACACGAGGGUCAGGUGCGUCUUUGUUUGACGUGCCGCGCACUGCCUUCACUCAUUCACUGGUCGCGACCUCGUGCUGUUCGCACGGGAGAGAAAGAGAGUGUAUUUAGUGGAUCGGCAAAACCUGGCAAGAUGUCCGUGAAUGACUUUGAGCUUGUGACUGUAAUUGGCCGUGGUGCUUGCGGCAAGGUUCUUUUGGUCUUAAAGAAGGAUGGUGCAGAUGCUGGUCACUUAUACGCGAUGAAGGUUUUGAAAAAGGAUUGGGUAAUGAACAAAGAUUUAGUCACGCAGACGAUGGCAGAGCGCCGCAUCUUGCAGGAGGCCAACCACCCGUACAUUGUCCAAUUGAAGUAUGCGUUCCAGAACCAAGACAAGCUGUACAUGGUGAUGGAGUAUUACAGCGGUGGAUCACUUCGUCAAGUGCUGCGUCGCCGGGGUCGCUUUAGUAUCAAGCGUGCACGAUUCUACUUGGGCGAGAUUCUUCUCGCGAUUGCGCACCUGCACGCGUCAAACAUUUUGUACCGAGAUUUAAAAUUGGAAAACAUCGUGAUCACUGCGGAUGGUAAUGUAGCGUGUACGGACUUUGGUCUAUCAAAGGAGGAAAUGGAUGACAAUGAAAGGACAAGCUCUUUUGUUGGCACGUGCGAGUACUUGGCACCCGAACUGAUAAUGAAGGAGGGCUACGGCAAGGCCGUAGACUGGUGGGCACUUGGCAUCUUGGCAUAUGAGAUGAUUCAAGGCGACUCGCCGUUUCGUCACAAUGUUCCUACUAUUUUGUUCGACAAAAUCCUGAAGGAGGAACCUGAGUUUAGUGACCGCUUUACUCCUGAAGCUGAAGAUCUGAUAAUGAAACUGCUUACAAAAGACCCCCAGCACCGUCUGGGGUGCGGACCUGACGGUGUGGAAGAGAUCAAGCAGCAUCCGUUUUUCUCAGAAAUCGACUGGGACAAGCUACUACGCAGCGAGAUGGAAGUCCCUCGCCCUCCACAUCGCAUGGAGGACGUGACGGACGAAAGCCACCUCUCUCGCGCAAUCGCCAAGAUGCGCGAGGCACGUGAAGAGAUUAUGCCGGACUCGCCGGUUUCGCUGCCUUCCUCCCCGUCUGAGCAGAAGCACUUCGACCGCUUUUCAUAUCAGGGACUGGGCGACUGGAAGCCGGAGAUGGCUGACAUGGAUUUUGAUGAGGAGACUGGUGAUUUCAGGCAGGGCACGAUUCACGAAGACGAAGAGUAUCUUGAAGAAGACUAUGCUGAGGAGUCGGGUGAUGGCGAUGGGGUCCCUUUGUCCCCUGGUUCUACUAAAAAAAUUUCCAUGACAUCCUCGAAGGCGUCUCCGUCCAAGCUUAAUGGCUCGGAUACCCCUCCAGCUUCCAGCUCAGCUGCGUCGGCAUCUCCAAGGAGUCCUCAGAGCGCGGGCAGCCCUGGCAGCCCGCCACUGGCAUCUAUGAGCCCUUGCAGCCCGAAAUACAUAGCAAACCUUAAGCGUUCUCGGCAAGCAUUAGGGUUAACUAAUCAGACUCUUUUUGCGCGCCCUUUUGUGGUUCCAGAUCUUGAUAGGGAUGCAAUAGUGAUUUCUAACUCUACAAGCCCAACGAAUAUAUAUUUCGUUAUGCCUGAAAUCGUAAUAUUACCAAUGUUAUUGCACAAAUGA
Molecule: messenger RNA, 2832 nt
Organism: Plasmopara halstedii
Lineage: Eukaryota; Oomycota; Peronosporomycetes; Peronosporales; Peronosporaceae
Product: agc protein kinase
Exons: 9
Coding region: 1-2832 (943 amino acids)
Biological process (GO): protein phosphorylation
Molecular function (GO): protein serine/threonine kinase activity; ATP binding
Source: RefSeq, a predicted model, not a curated record